Eruca vesicaria subsp. sativa (arugula) is the source of this 2629-nucleotide messenger RNA. NCBI's taxonomy places the organism in Eukaryota, Viridiplantae, Streptophyta, Magnoliopsida, Brassicales, Brassicaceae. The record is from the annotation of a GenBank genome assembly.
AUGCAACCAAAUCCAGAACUCAUCCGAACCAUAGCCAACCGCUACGCCGCGAAUCUCACCCUCUGCUUCCCUCUCCGACGAACCUCACUCCAGCUCGCACGUGCCAUCCACGCCAACAUCAUCACUUUCGGGUUCCAGCCACGUGCGCACAUCCUCAACCGUCUGAUCGAUGUCUACUGCAAAUCUUCCGAGCUCCGUUACGCACGCCACCUGUUCGACGAAAUUCCCCAACCGGAUAAAAUCGCCAGAACCACCAUAAUCUCCGGUUAUUCCGCCUCCGGUGACAUCACCCUCGCUCGUGAUGUUUUCGAGGAGACUCCUUUAAGUAUGCGAGACACUGUGAUGUACAACGCGAUGAUCACCGGCCUCACGCACAGCCACGACGGGUACUCUGCUGUGAACAUGUUUCGUGAGAUGAAGCGCGAAGGGUUCAGACCAGAUAACUUCACCUACGCGAGUGUGCUUGCUGGUUUGGCUCUCGUUGUUGAAGAGGAGAAAGAGUGUGUGCAGUUUCAUGGUGCAGCGUUGAAGUCUGGAGCUGGGAGUAUCACUUCAGUUAUGAACGCUUUGGUCUCUGUUUAUUCAAAGUGUGUUCCUUUACACUCAGCGAGGAAAGUGUUUGAUGAGAUCAGUGAGAAAGAUGAGAGGUCGUGGACGAGUAUGAUGACUGGUUAUGUGAAGAAUGGUUGUUUUGAUUUAGGGUUAGAGUUGCUUGAAGGGAUGGAUGAGGGGAUGAAGCUUGUUGCGUAUAACGCUUUGAUCUCUGGUUAUGUUCAUAGAGGGUUUUAUCAAGAGGCGUUGGAGAUGGUUAGAAGGAUGGUUGGAGAUGGGAUUGAGCUUGAUGCGUUUACGUAUCCUAGCGUUUUAAGAGCGUGUGCUACUUCUGGAUUGAUUCAGGUAGGGAAGCAGGUUCACGGUUAUGCGUUGAGAAGGCAGGAUUUCUCGUUUCAUCUUGACAACUCUUUGGUUUCGUUGUACUAUAAAUGUGGUAAGUUUGGUGAGGCGAGGGCUAUUUUUGAUAAAAUGCCGGCGAAGGACUUGGUUUCUUGGAACGCUUUGUUGUCUGGUUAUGUUAGCUCUGGGCACAUAGGUGAGGCGAAGAUGCUUUUCAAGGAGAUGGAAGAGAAGAAUAUCUUGACGUGGAUGAUAAUGAUUUCGGGUUUAGCGGAUAACGGGUUUGGAGAAGAAGGUUUGAGGUUGUUUUCUUGUAUGAGGAAAGAAGGUUUCGAGCCUUGUGAUUACGCCUUCUCCGGGGUGAUUAAGUCAUGUGCUGUUCUUGGAGCUUAUUGCAACGGGCAGCAGUUCCAUGCUCAGUUGGUUAAAAUAGGGUUUGACUCGAGCCUCUCUGCUGGAAACGCUCUUAUUACAAUGUAUGCUAAAUGCGGGGUUGUGGAGGAGGCGAGGCGGGUGUUUAUGACUAUGCCGUGUCAGGACUCUGUUUCUUGGAAUGCUUUGAUUGCUGCAUUGGGACAGCAUGGGCAUGGUGCUGAAGCGGUGGAGGUGUAUGAGGAGAUGUUGAAGGAAGGGAUUAAACCUGAUAGGAUCACGUUUCUUACGGUUUUGACAGCGUGUAGCCAUGCCGGUUUAGUGGACCAGGGAAGGAAGUAUUUUGAUUCGAUGGAGACUGUUUACUGUAUACCUCCAGGUGCAGAUCAUUACUCAAGGCUGAUAGAUUUGCUUUGUCGCUCUGGGAGAUUCUCUGAAGCAGAAAGUGUAAUAAACUCGUUACCUUUUGAGCCUAGUGCACAGAUAUGGGAAGCUCUUCUUUCGGGUUGUAGAGUGUAUGGAAACAUGGAGCUAGGGAUUGUAGCUGCAGAGAAACUCUUUGAACUCAUACCAGAACAUGAUGGGACCUAUAUGCUCUUAUCGAACAUGUACGCAGCUACGGGCAAGUGGGAGGAAGCGGCAAGGGUACGUAAACUAAUGCGGGACCGAGGAGUCAAGAAAGAACUGGCUUGUAGUUGGAUUGAGGUGGAGACACAAGUGCACAGAUUCCUGGUGGAUGAUACCUCACAUCCAGAGGCAGAAGCUGUUUAUAAGUAUCUUCAGGAGUUGGGAAAAGAGAUGAGGAGAUUAGGGUACGUACCAGACACGAACUUUGUGUUGCACGACGUGGAGUCUGAUGGUCACAAGCAAGAUAUGUUGAUUACACAUAGUGAGAAGAUAGCGGUUGCGUUUGGGUUGAUGAAACUUCCUCCGGGAAGAGUUAUUAGGGUGUUUAAGAACUUGAGGACUUGUGGUGAUUGUCAUAACUUCUUUAUGUACUUGUCGCGUGUGGUGCAGCGUGACAUUAUCUUGAGAGACAGAAAGAGGUUUCAUCAUUUCCGAAAUGGUGAGUGCUCUUGUGGUAACUUCUGGUAGGCAAGGGCUUGCUUUUGUUAUUAAACUCAUUUAUACUUCAUUCUUAGAUUUUUUUAGUUCUUCAUUAUUACACUUGAGGAACUUUCUUCUAUAUAGCUACGUUUUAAAAAUCUGAAGAGAAUUAAGAAGAGUUUUGUUGCUGUAAGCCUCUAGACAACUCCAUCUUUGUUGAGUUCUUCAAAGAUAAGUCUCCAUCUGGUACAGUUUACCUUUCUUGGACAUUAGGACUAGUUGGUUUAUUAAAACACCAUAACUGGUUUAUCUAUUU